AUGCAUGCUAGAAGUCAGUUAGCAAGUGAAGGAUCUAGAGACUGGAAACAUCUUGGUGAUAAGCUUAAACAACAUGAAAAAAGUAUUGAACACAUUACUAACUUGAGGUCUUGUGUUGAGUUGCAAAUAAGAUUGAAAACAAGUCAAACAAUUGAUAAAGAACUACAAGAGCUAAUCAAGAAAGAUACAUUACACUGGAAAAAUGUUAUGGUAAGAAUCAUUGAUGUUGUGAAAUGUCUUGCUACACAUAAUUUGGCAUUCCGUGGAACAAAUGAAAAAGUUUUUGAAGAUGGCAAUGGUAACUUUUUAGGCCUACUUGAAAUGAUCUCAGAGUUUGAUCCAGUAAUGCAACAUCAUUUUCGUCUCAUUCAAGAUAAGAAAAUUCAUUAUCAUUAUCUUAGCCAUAAAAUUCAAAAUGAGUUGAUAGAUAUUUUAGCAUCAAAUGUUAAACAAAUAAUUAUUAAAAAAGUCAAAGAGGCAAAGUAUUUUUCAGUGAUUCUUGAUUGUACUCCUGAUGCAAGUCACAAAGAACAAAUGACUUUAAUAUUAAGGUGUGUAGAUGUUUCAUGUACUCCGAUAAAUAUAGAAGAGUACUUUUUAGAGUUUCUAAUUGUGCAAGAUACAACUGGAUUAGGAAUUUUUAAUGAAUUGCAAGAUGUAAUAAAAAAGCUUGAACUAAAUAUUGAUGAUGUAAGGGGGCAGGGCUAUGAUAAUGGAUCAAAUAUGAAAGGGAAAAAUAUGGGUGUACAAAAAAGAUUACUUGAUAUAAAUCCUAGAGCGUUUUACAUGCCAUGCGGUUCUCAUUGUCUUAAUUUAAUACUUUGUGAUAUGGCCAAGUCAUGUGUCAAAGCAAAAUCCUUUUUUGGAGCAUGUCAAUGCAUAUAUACGGUAUUCUCUAAUUCAACAAAAAGGUGGAAUGUGUUACUUGAUUAUAUUGAUGGUUUAACUUUGAAAUCAUUGUCAACUACACGCUGGGAAAGUCACAUAGAAAGUGUUAAAGCAAUAAAAUCUCAAGCUUCUAAAAUCAGAGAAGCUUUAUUUAAAUUAGCUGAAAUUAGUGAAGAUGCUAAAUUGAGUAGGGAUGCUGAAAGUUUAGCAUCAGGAGAGCUUUCAAGUUUCGAGUUUAUAUUAAGCUUGGUUAUUUGGUAUGACAUUUUGCACAAGAUUAACUUAGUUAGUAAAAAAUUACAAUCUGAAGACAUGCGUCUUGAUGUUGCUGUAAGACAAUUAGAAGGACUCGUUUCAUUUUUUGAAAACUAUAGGAUAAAUGGGUUUACUUCUGCCAUGAUUGAUGCUAAAGUAAUUGCAUUAGAUAUGGAAAUUGAGCCUAUAUUUCUUAAAAAACGUCAAACCUGUAGAAAGAGACAUUUUGAUGAGAUUUCCAAUAAUGAGAGGGAACAACAAUCAUCUGAAGAAUCCUUUAGAACUGAUUACUUUCUUGUCAUAGUGGAUAUUGCUCUUGGUGAAUUGAAAAGUAGGUUUGAACAAUUGCAUAUCUUUGAAUCUAUUUUUGGGUUCUUAUUUGAUGCUGCAAAAUUGACUUCUUUGGAUGAAAAUGAAUUGAGAAGCUCUUGUUUGAAUCUUGAAAAUGCUUUAAAAAAUGACAAUGAUACUGAUAUUGAUGCAAGAGAUUUAGAGUCAGAAUUACAGGUGUUGCAAGUGAUGUUACCAAGUGAAGCAAUUGAAACAGAUAAACCAUCGACAUCCAUUAAAAUUCUAGAAUUUGUAAAGAGUGUGGAUAUGUUUCCAAAUGUAAUGGUUGCUUAUAGGAUAUUACUGACUAUACCUGUGACUGUGGCAUCUGCUGAAAGAAGUUUUUCUAAAUUAAAAUUAUUAAAAUCUUAUUUGCGGACCACCAUGGCUCAAGAUAGGCUAAAUGGACUAGCUAUAUUAUGCAUUGAAAGAGAUAUGUUGGAAAACAUUAAAUAUGAUAGUAUAAUUGAUGAUUUUGCUUCUAAAACUGCAACAAGAAGACAUUUUAAGUGA
Molecule: messenger RNA, 1986 nt
Organism: Prunus dulcis (almond)
Lineage: Eukaryota; Viridiplantae; Streptophyta; Magnoliopsida; Rosales; Rosaceae
Product: zinc finger MYM-type protein 1-like
Exons: 1
Coding region: 1-1986 (661 amino acids)
Molecular function (GO): protein dimerization activity
Source: RefSeq, a predicted model, not a curated record